AUGGAGACCUUAAUAUCAGAACAAGAAGUUACUUUAGAACUUAUUAAAAAAAUCGGAGUAAAUUUCAGAAAAUCCUCUAAGUCAAGAUUGAAAGUUGCUACAAUUCAAGUGAAAGUUGAGACGUUAAAUGAGUAUUGGACGAAAUUCAGAACAACACAUUUUUCUAUAGUGCAAAUAGCUACUUCUGAGAAAAAAUUAAAGCAUAAAUAUUUCGCUAUAGACAUGUUUGGCAUAGGAGAAGAGGAAUAUAUCAACACAAAAUCAGACAUGUUAGAGAAAAUAGAGGAGUUAAGUGAGAAAGCACCUGAGUUAUUAGAGAAAAAUAUAACACAUAACCAAACACAGGAAGUCAAGCUACCAAAAAUUAAUAUACCCCAAUUUUCUGGAAAUUAUCAUGACUGGAGUACAUUUAGAGAUUUGUAUACAUCACUUAUACAUAACAAUCAUUCUUUAUCCAAAGUUCAAAAGCUACAUUAUUUAAAAUCAAGUAUAACCGAUGAGGCAGACCAAUUAUUAAGACAAAUACAAAUCACGGAAAGAAAUUACGAUGUUGCAUGGGAGACUUUAAAUAACAGAUAUAAUAAUCGAAGAAUAAUUGUUCAAACUAUACUAAAUCGACUCUUUAACCAAAGAAAACUAUCCCAAAGUACAGCCAAAGGAAUCAAAGAUUUAUUGGAUACGACAGUCGAAUGUCUUAACAGUUUAAAGAACAAUGAUGUGGAAACCACAAACUGGGACAUCAUAGUAAUCCAUUUGAUAGUCAAUAAGCUAGACGAUGAAUCACAUAAGCAAUGGGAAGAAGAUGUUGGAGAGUUACCUAUAGAUAUCUUACCCACUUUUGAGAAAUUUAUGAAAUUCCUAGAGACAAGAUUUAGAGUCUAUGAGAUGAUGAGUACUACUUCAGUUAAUGUGUCAAGAGAGAGAAACCCUUCAAAAACAAAAUCAUUUAUUACAACUAAUAAUACUCAACAUUGUCCAUUUUGCAGACAAGAUCACCGCUUAUCAGCAUGCACAGAAUUUGCGAAAUUAGACGUGAACAAAAGAAUUGAACAUGUACAAAACGCGAGAUUAUGUUUUAAUUGUCUAUCACCGAGUCACAGUGCGUAUUAUCUGGAGGAGGUAUAA
Papilio machaon (common yellow swallowtail) is the source of this 1125-nucleotide messenger RNA. RefSeq lists its product as uncharacterized. The transcript has a single exon. The record is from RefSeq and is a predicted model, not a curated record. Lineage: Eukaryota; Metazoa; Arthropoda; Insecta; Lepidoptera; Papilionidae. The coding region runs from base 1 to 1125 and encodes 374 amino acids.